ACUUUUAGUAAUGUUUUUCAGACCGUGUUAAAGGCGGAAGAUCGAAUCUUGACUGUUGACAUUGUAACCACGGAAUUGAUCCAAAUGGCGAUCGAAAAAUUUAAUACUAUAUGUGCAAAUUAUAAUGAUUGGGAGAAUAUUAAAUGUUCCGAAGCAAGUAUGAUUUGGCAGAAUGUCGAUCCAAAAAAUGUCGAGUUCGAAAUUUCUUUUAUAGUUCCAAAUUGUAAUAGAUUCAUGCAGAUUUAUUCUACUCAUAAACGAUCGCAAGAAGAAAAAAAAUUGGUUUCCGCAGCGAAAUAUUUAAUUAGCAUGUAUUCGUUAAAACAAAAAUUAAUUAACCUUAUAACAGUUUUAGACGCCUUGAAAAUACCAUAUAGUCAAAAGCUUUGGGUUAAAAAAAUUUUUCAAUCUUUAGAAGAUGAAGAUCUAAAACUUAGCCAGCUACAAAAAAUUAUUGAUGAAAUGGAGAAAUAUAUUCAUAAAUUUAAAUUAGAAAAAUGUUGGCCAAUAAUUAGGGAAAUGGCAGAUUCAAAAGAUUUUCUUAUCUUCCUACAGUCGCUUGUAGGUCAUGAUUUAAAAAAUUUAAUUAACGGAGUGGAUGAUCAUUCGGAUGAACGCUUAAUACAAGAAGAUACCGUUUCAACAUUCAUUCGAGUGAAACAAAUUUUGGAACCUUUAGUAGCUAAAAGUGAAGACUCUGCUGAUCUAGCAGUAGACAAGUUCUUGAGGAAUCUUUUCAAUGUAAUCUCUAAGAAUCCAACACUCGAUGGCAAAGUGAGAUUAUGUAAUGCACAUGCUCAAGCAUUAAAAAAUAUGUAUGAGAAUAUUUCAAAUCGAG
Racocetra persica is the source of this 838-nucleotide messenger RNA. NCBI's taxonomy places the organism in Eukaryota, Fungi, Glomeromycota, Glomeromycetes, Diversisporales, Gigasporaceae. The record is from the annotation of a GenBank genome assembly.